Messenger RNA from Vombatus ursinus (common wombat), 1924 nucleotides. Its product is annotated as zinc finger protein 184-like. The record is from RefSeq and is a predicted model, not a curated record. The transcript is spliced from 5 exons. Gene Ontology annotation, biological process: regulation of cytokine production; regulation of immune system process; negative regulation of transcription by RNA polymerase II. Lineage: Eukaryota; Metazoa; Chordata; Mammalia; Diprotodontia; Vombatidae. Bases 357 to 1625 code for a protein of 422 amino acids.
GACUUCCGUCUGCUCCAUGGUGUUCUUCCUCUCGAGUGUGGCCGCCUCCACCAGUCAGCUCUUUUUUCUGAGGAUUCUGUACUUUUACAGAAGGCGCUGAUUCAGGGGGAGAAAAUGGGUCCUGUGAUCCCACCAGCCAGGCGCCUGAGCCUUGAACACUGUAAGAAUUGCUCUUCUUGUCACCGGCCAACUUCUUGCCUCCUCCAAGGAGUUCUGCAUAAGCGGUCAUCCCUGGUUGAGCAGGAUUGUGUUGGGUGUUUCAGGAGUCAGUGACAUUCAAGGAUGUGGCAGUGGACUUCACUGAGGAAGAGUGGCAGCACUUGGGCCCUGCUCAGAGAGACUUAUACAAAGAAGUGAUGCUGGACAAUUAUAGGAAUCUUGUCUCCCUGGGGCUUCUGAUUUCCAAACCAGAUGUGAUCUUCCAAUUGGAGAGAGGAGAAGCCCCAUGGGUGCUGGAGGGUAAAGACUCUGGAUUCACAUGUGUGGGGUUCCUUAGUCCAGAGACCCUGUAUGAAUCAGCGGAGUCAACUCCGGAACAAGGCAUUUCUCUGGAAAAGUCAUCUGAAAAGAAACUUAAGACAGGUGGUCCCUGGGAUAACAAAGUAGAAGAAGCCUGGGAAUGUGAUAUUAGAUCAGAGCAACUGAAGUCUAACCAGGAAAGACAAUCCAGGCAACAGACAACUGUACACAAAAAAAGUUGGGCUAAGUUUAAUUCUAAUGAAUCUUGUAUAUUUGGAAGUUUCAGUUUGGUAUCAAACCUCAUUCCGCAACAGGAAAUUCAUAAAGUUAAAAGGUUUCAGAAAUGUGGCACAUACGGAAAGAAUUUCAAAAAGCGUAUAGAUCCAAGCAAAUAUGAUAGGCUCUUUUCCAGGAAGAAGCCAUGCAGGAAGUCACGAAGUUACUCCUCAGACUUUAUUCAGCCUCAUAGAAAACAUACUAAAGAAAAAACAUAUGAAUGUGGGAAAGUCUCGAGGAAUAGUAAAUCUUACAAAAAUUGUCAGAGAAUUCAUAUUGUACAGAAAACCUUUGAAUGUUAUGAAUGUGGGAAAUCUUUUAGCUGUUGGAACUACAUUACUAUACACCAGAGAAUUCAUACUGGAGAGAAGCCCUUUAAAUGCAAGGAAUGUGGUGAAUCUUUUACCUGGUAUAGACAGCUUACUGAACAUAAGAGAAUUCAUAUUGGAGCAAAGAAGCCCUUUGAAUGUAAUCAGUGUGGUAAAGCCUUCAGUUUAAGUUCUGACCUUACUCGACAUGAGAAAAUUCACACUGGAGAGAAACCCUUUGAAUGUUAUGCAUGUGGGGAAUCUUUUACCUGGCCUUCACAACUUACUGAACAUAAGAGAAUUCAUACUGGAGCGAAGAAACCUUUUGAAUGUAAUCAGUGUGGGAAAGCUUUCAGUCGAAGUGCACACCUUAUUGUACACCAGAGAACUCAUACUGGAGAAAAACCCUUUGACUGUUAUGCAUGUGGGAAAUCUUUCAAUCGUAGUGAGAACCUUACUCGACAUGAGAGAAUUCAUACUGGAGAGAAACCCUUUGAGUGCAAACAAUGUGGGAAAAACUUCAGUUGCAGAAGCUACGUUAAAAUACAUCAGAGAAUUCACACUGGAGAGAAACCUUUUUAAUGUAAUGAAUGUAGGGGAUCCUUUAUCUGGCAUACUUAAUUUACUGAACAGGAUAGAGUUCAUUUGCAGAUAACCCAUUUAAUUGUAGUAAAUGUGAGAAAUCUUUUAGCUACAGGACACAGCUUAUUGUAAGUAAAGAUUUGCACUGAAUAUUAAACUUUUGAAUGUAAUCAAUGUGGAAAGGUUUUCAGCUGCUAUUAUUGCUUUGCUUGACUUGAGAGUAUUCAUAUAAAUGAGAAUAAGAUCAUAGAUUUAGGCCUGGAAGCAACCUUAGAGUAGGGUCAUGGAUCCUUUUGGAA